This is a messenger RNA of Macrosteles quadrilineatus (aster leafhopper), 3561 nucleotides long. RefSeq names its product reversion-inducing cysteine-rich protein with Kazal motifs (gene Reck). Gene Ontology annotation, molecular function: protein binding; metalloendopeptidase inhibitor activity. The record is from RefSeq and is a predicted model, not a curated record. Gene Ontology annotation, biological process: extracellular matrix organization. Gene Ontology annotation, cellular component: plasma membrane. The transcript is spliced from 16 exons. Lineage: Eukaryota; Metazoa; Arthropoda; Insecta; Hemiptera; Cicadellidae. The coding region runs from base 34 to 2883 and encodes 949 amino acids.
CGAGCGCGACAUGAGCGGGUGAAAACGUACGUGAUGACGAGGGUUUUUGCUCUUCGCACGUUUUUGUGGAUAUUUGUGUGUGUGGAUUCUAUGAGUGGGCAAGAGUCAAAAUGCUGCACCAAAGUCACUGGAUCAUGUCGAAGCGCCUGCGAGAAGCUAUCGCUCGCUUCAGCCGCAUCGGAUUCCGAAUACCGGGAGCAACGACUUCUUGACGUCCACAAUUUCUGCUCUCACCUUCUGGUCUCAUUUUGGCAGUGUAUAAACCAAACACUUGACGAGAUGAGCAGAGGUGACAGCUGGUCUGGGAAGACGUGUUGUAACCUGCCUCAGUCGGACAGAUGUCAGCAAGCCUGCAUCAAAGCAUCCAGCAGGAAAGACCUGAUACACAAUUGUCGUCAGAGUGACGAGAUUGCCUUCUUCAGCUGUUUGGAUAAACAACAGAUGGGGGAGGAGUGUUGUGCCACAGCGCAGAAUGAUGAGUGUAAAAUGGCGUGCAGGACGGUGUUCCGCAGCGACGCGACGCCCAACCGCAACGCCAAGACGGCGCUGACACAUGCCUGUGGAGGCAACAGUCCGAGGACGCUGGCGUGUGUCAACAACUUUACUAGAUCAGCACCCGUGCCCAACCCUCACAAGUUCGUGCACUGCUGUGAUGAGGCCACCAGUGCAGAGUGCCACAACUCUUGUCGUCGUGUGCUGCAGGAAAGUUCCACAGAUCAGGAGAUAAUAGAUGGACUCCAGGAGGGUGGUUGUGGCCCACCCUUACUUCAUGAAAAGAUAUGGCAGUGUUUUCUACAGAGUGGGGAUGCAGCCCCUAGUGUAGAAGCCUCCCUGAUAGACCGCAUGGGUAUGGACUCUGCAAAGCUGCAUUGCUGCUACAAUGCGAGAUCUUCGACAUGUCGCAAACUUUGUCUCAAGACAUUCUCUACAGACUGGACACAUUCAUGGGAGGAGUUCAGCUCCCAAUGUCUGCACCAAUACAGUGAAGACAGCCUACAUCACUGUCUAGAUGAAGUGGAGGAGCCUUGUGAGCUGGGCUGUGAUGGACUCAACUACUGCUCCAACUUUAACAACAGACCGACCGAGUUGUUCCGCAGCUGCACGGCGACAGCAGACGAUGCUGCACGCUCUGACGUGGCAAUGUGGACUCUCAAGGGAGAACUGUCCCUGCCAGGACUGCAGAUACCUAUCCGCAAUAUCUCACAGUGCUCUCCCAUGAUGUGGAAGGCAGUCGCUUGUACGUUGCAGAUCAAACCUUGUCAUCGUACCACGCACACAAACAGGAUCUGCAGACAAGACUGUUUCAACCUGCUGAGCCAGUGUAUGGACUGGACGCGGAUGCCCGCUGACACAUCUGCUGCUAUCAUCUGCAACCGUCUGUCGUCUGACAACCCAGCCACACCUUGUGUCUCACUGGAGCCCUACUUGGAGCCCAGUGAUCAGCCCUACAGUCCUCCCAGGGACCAAGUGACACAGCCUUGCCGUGGGGAACCUUGUACCUCAGGGCAUCUGUGUGCUGUCAAUCGAUACUGCUCUACGUCUCGCUCUUGUCAGCCGUACACUUGUGCUCAAGGCUGCAAGCUAGGUGAGGUCUCCAACUCCCUAGUCCCAGUAGGGACCUACGUCCGCAUACCCAGUGGCAGCAACGGGUGUCUUAAGAUAUGCCAAUGCUCCAGUGAUGGUUCCAUAGACAACUGUCAGCCUGUGCCGUGCUUUCCUCUGGAGGCAUGUUGGAUCAGCGGCAACAGACAGGAGCACGGGACCUCCUUCUACAUAGAGUGCAACUUCUGCAGCUGCUACGCCGGAGAGAUCACGUGUACCAAGAGACAGUGUGAGAUGUCUCACGUAGGUCUCAGAGACGUAGCGUUCACCAGUCUCCCUUGCAACUGUCCUCCGCAUCAUGUACCAGUGUGUGGCAGGAAUGGCAGGACGUACCCUAGUGCCUGUCUGGCCAAGUGUUCUGGUCUGAACGAUGCUGAUUUUGAGUUCGGGUCUUGUGAGGAGAAGGAUCCGUGUGCCUCCAACCCCUGCGAAGAAGGGGAGGCCUGCAUUCCCAGCAAGAGGGUGUGUCUGUCACUUCUGCACAGUCCCUGCCCUCAGUAUCAGUGUAUAAACAUCGCAGACGCCUGCAACAGCCAGAAGAGUAGCCCGGUGUGCGACACUGACGGACAUCAACAUCCAAACAGCUGUUACCUACUGAGAUACGCCAAGACUCUGGCCUACCACGGGCCCUGCUUGAGUGGCUGCAACAAGACCGGGCUAGUGUGUGGUGCAGACGGCAACACGUACUCUUCGGAGUGCUCUGCUGUGGCGAGGAACGUCCACGUAGACUACCAUGGCCCUUGUGUGGCUGUGGGACUAGUGGACGACCCUCAGUGUCCCUUGGUCAGGUGUCCUCCCCUCACCAUGCCAGGGUGUCUGGGAGUGACUCCUCCUGGAGCGUGUUGUCCUGUGUGCGCAGGGGCCAUCCGGGUGCUCUACAGCCAGAAGCAAGUAGACCGAGCGUUGUACGCCCUCAAGUCCAGUCAAGCAGUGUCCGCCCUUACGCUACAGACCGUACUGAGGUCUUUGGACCGUCACGUGACCGUAGCAGAGUGUGGGGUACGUGGUCAUGUGACCGUAGAACUCGACCUGAUGGUGCUGGUAGUGCCAACGAGACCCUCCCCUUCACCCCUGCAGCUGCAAGCCUGCGUGGGAGAAGCUGACAAGUUGGCCAACCUGAUCAGACUCGCCAGUCCCAAGCUGGUAGCAGAACUGAGCUUGGGCACCCUAACUGCUGCUAGGGUUGUGCACAAUGUGGUGGAGAGCAAUGCUGCCAAUGUGAACGUGAAAUUAUCCUGGAGUAUGACAAUAAUGUUGUUCAUUUUAGUGAGGUGGUGCUAGUAAACUACGAGGUGAAAAUGGUCGUUAGGCCUUAAAUUGGUCAAAUAGUUUGAGCCAUAUUCCAUUUAUAUGCAGGUCAAUGUGGCAACAUUAAGAAAAAAAGAGACGCAAAGAACCAUAAGAAAUCUGGUAAAGUGUUUAAGGAUCACAUAUUGAUGAACAACCUUAGAAGAUUUUACCUUCUUAAAUACAUUGCCGAUGGACGAUGCAUUAUAUUAAUGUGGUCAUAUGACUGGUUAAGUUGACAACAGGUGACAUGACAAAACACCUCAAAACUAUUAUUAAUAACAUUCUAUUAGUGUUACCAUGUACAGUAUGUUUUAAAAACCCACACAGAUUGAACUGUACGGUACAAUGAUCAAUUUUAAAGCUGGAUUGAGACUGAUUAAGGCUAUGAUACAGAACUAAUAUAGACUUUUAGGAAAUUAACGUACGAAUUUAGUUCAUAUUUCUAUUAUAAAUUACGACUAAAUUUGUUAGUUUGUGGUCAUUACAAAAUAGUUAUUAAAUGCAAUUAUUUAUAUUGAGGUAUACACCAAAAUCUUUGUUUUAUAUAUAAGUAUAGAAUUAUUUUACAUAUGAUAAUAAUGUGUUAAUAAUGUACAUAAUGUAUAUACUUAACUGUCAAGCUAGAUGUGCCAAAUGUUAUAAAGUGUUUAUUUUAACUGUAAAACACAG